CGCACACCCAUCACAAACUAGGAAAGCAUUAAAAGACAAGUAGGACAGAACGCUUCAUCAUGCAGUGCCCACAAUCUCCAGGACGUAUUCUGUCAGAGGAGCAGUUCUCCUGUUCCAUCUGUCUAGAGGUAUUCAUGGAGCCUGUCUCCACUCCAUGUGGUCACACCUUCUGUAAGGCAUGUCUGCAGGGCUUCUGGAACCAAAGCAAGAAGUUCCUUUGCCCCAUGUGCAAUAAAACAUUCUCCAGAAAACCAGAGCUCAGCAUCAACUGUGUGCUAGCCGAGAUCGCUGAACAGUUCCAGGGUCUGACAACUCUGUCUUUGGCUGGAGCUGAUACGAUCAACACUGGGUUUGCAAACUCACCGGGGGCACUUCAGGAAGACAAUUUGGGAGAAUUUGCUAAAGCAGGAGACAUCCCUUGUGACGCCUGCAUUGGGAGAAAGAUGAAGGCCAUGAAGUCGUGUCUGAACUGCCCAGGUUCUUUCUGUGUAGCCCAUCUGAGGCACCAUAAGAAGGGGAAGACAACGAGCUUGCACAAGCUGGUGGAUCCCAUACCCAACCUGGAGGACAAGAUGUGCAAGAAACACAGACGCCUCCUGGACGCCUACUGCCGAAAUGAACACGUGUGCGUGUGCAAGGAGUGUGCGAAGACAACACAUAAAAAACACAAUGUUGUCUCAACCGAGCAAGAGUGGAAGAAGAUAUCGGGUCAGCUGGACAAGAAAAGGUCAGAACUGAAACAUCUGGUCAAGGAGCACGCCAAGAAACUUGAGGAGAUCAAACAGUCCAUCAAAGUCAUUAAAGAGAACAGUCAGAAACAGAUGGAGGAAAGCUGGGCAGUGUAUGCAGAGCUGCAGAAGUUGUUGGAGCAGUCGCAGGCGGAGCUGCUGGAGCUCAUUGCAGCGAAACAGAAAAGGGCGGAGCAGCAUGCCAGAGAACUCGUCAGCAACAUGGAGCAAGAGCUUAACACACUGAGCAAGAGAAGCAGCGAGCUCGACACACUGGCUCAGAAACAGGACAAAGUGCUGUUCUUACAGUUUCUUCCGACUCUUCCUCCUGUGCUGGAACCGUCUGAUUGGUCAGCAGUGUCUGUGAACACAGAUCUGUAUGUUAGCACCAUCAGGAAGUCUGUUUGCUCUCUGAUGGACAAAUUCCAACACGAGGUCAAGCGGCUUUAUGGGAAAGAACUCAGAAAGAUGCAGAACUAUUCCAGUGAGGUGAUCUUGGAUCCUGCAACAGUGCAUCGUGAUCUGUGUCUUUCUGAUGAUGGACGGCAGGUGCGCUAUGAGUUGCAGCGCAAGAGCUCAACGAAUUCAGACACACCACGGCGCUUCAGCCCUGCCCUGUUCGUCUUGGCUCGUGAGGGCCUCUCCUCCGGCAGACACUAUUGGGAGGUGGACGUGGGACACAAGACUGCCUGGACCCUGGGAGUGGCCCGAGGCUCAGUUCAACGCAAAGGAGAGGUCUGCCUUAGUCCAGAGGGUGGUUUCUGGUGUUUGUGCCAGAAGAACGGAGAAGUGAAAGCCCUUACCGGCAACAGGUUUCCUCUGCAUCUUGCAGCAAUGCCCCAGAAGGUGGGUAUCUACCUGGACUAUGAAGCUGGCCAGGUGUCCUUCUAUGAUGUGAAAGGGCAUUCUCAUCUCUACACCUUCACUGAUGCUUUUACUGAGAGUAUCUACCCCAUCUUCAGCCCCUGCAUCAACCAGGAUGGGAAGAACCCUGGAGCUCUGAUCAUCACCGCUGUCAAACACAGCUGAGACUGAAAAACCACUCAUCGAUAUUUCCUCAGGGUUUCUGGGGUAUCUCUAUUGUUUUCUGGAUCGUUAGAAGAAUGUUGCGUUACAAACACUUUAGUUACAAGACUUUCCCUAAUGGAUUUUGGACAAAUUUAACAAGCCUGAUUUCGUGACAAUUGCAUGACUGUGGUGACAUUUUGCUAAAUGAAAUUACGUGGUUCAAUACAUGUAUUGGGGCAAUGUCGACUGUGUGAUGCUAAAAGCAAGUGACAUUUUCUACUAAACAGAUGAGGUUGCUAGAGCAGCCACAUCAUUGUGUGGUGCUUCUACAACAUCUUCGGCUCACGUGUUGACUCUCGUGCUCUUCAGGACUCGUACCAGUCGUUGCAAUGCUCUUCAGUUGAGCAACCAUGCAAUUUGAUCACAUUUGAACAAGCUUGUAAAUGUAGUUGAACUGAUAAUAUGCUAUGAUUUGUGUGAAAGUGAAUAAAAGUCAUUGUUGUU
Xyrauchen texanus (razorback sucker) is the source of this 2240-nucleotide messenger RNA. RefSeq names its product E3 ubiquitin-protein ligase TRIM39-like. Gene Ontology annotation, molecular function: protein binding; zinc ion binding. NCBI's taxonomy places the organism in Eukaryota, Metazoa, Chordata, Actinopteri, Cypriniformes, Catostomidae. The record is from RefSeq and is a predicted model, not a curated record. Bases 60 to 1757 code for a protein of 565 amino acids. The transcript is spliced from 7 exons.